AUGAUGCGUACGGCGGUUUUGCCCUCUGGCCUCUGUUCUUGGUCGGAAGUCGUGACGCAAUUAUUUCAGGAAUUAGAAGCUAUUCGCCGGUUUGGGAAUAUUGCUCCGGCUAUGGAGGUUGUCGAGACGGUAUGGCGCCAGCAAGACCUCUCAGUGCAGGACGAAAGAAAACACCAGAGAAUCAGGAAUGCGAACGGGAAAGGCGAAAAGGACCCCUUGCAAGGAGCCCGCUUCUCAUGGGAACAUGCAAUGGUGAUGUUGGGAGAUUGGAAAGUAAAGCUUGACAUGAUCAAUUUCUUAGCGACAAAGCUUUCCAUAUUUCAUAAUGUUAAAAUUGAGAUGAUAUUCAGUGGCGAACUGUUUGGAUUCAACAACUACCGAGCUAUUCCCAACACUGACGGCGUUGAUACGUGA
Penicillium maclennaniae is the source of this 414-nucleotide messenger RNA. RefSeq lists its product as uncharacterized. The coding region runs from base 1 to 414 and encodes 137 amino acids. The transcript is spliced from 3 exons. The record is from RefSeq and is a predicted model, not a curated record. Lineage: Eukaryota; Fungi; Ascomycota; Eurotiomycetes; Eurotiales; Aspergillaceae.